AUGGCAUCAUGCUUGCUUGCUUGCUUGCUUGCUUGCUUGGCCUGCGUUUCCCCCAUGCCCGUGCCCGCGCCCCGUGGCCCCGUGCCCCAUCUCCCCCGUGGCCCGUACUGGCCGGAGGUGCGGAGCGUCUCCAGGGCGUCGCUCGCCGGUGCUCCUCGUCUUGACCGCUCUGAUCGGUUUGCUAGUUUGAUUACUUGCUGGACCGCUCUGCUUCACAUUGUCUGCCCGACCCAUCUGACGCGUCGUCUUUCCUUUCCAUGGCGAGCCAAGCCAUACCUCACUCACUCACUUGCAUCGACCCACGAUAAAGAUGACUCUGGCUCUGACUCUGACUCUGACUCUGACACCCCCCAUAAACACACACAUCACUUUUUGCUACGACAACCGCCGCUUGCGAUGCCGCCACUAUUCAACCAACCACCCGACGAGCCUGUAAGCCAACAGCCAACAGCCAACAGCCAACCAACCAACCUCCGCUGGUAA
Ilyonectria robusta is the source of this 483-nucleotide messenger RNA. RefSeq lists its product as uncharacterized. The transcript is spliced from 2 exons. The record is from RefSeq and is a predicted model, not a curated record. The coding region runs from base 1 to 483 and encodes 160 amino acids. NCBI's taxonomy places the organism in Eukaryota, Fungi, Ascomycota, Sordariomycetes, Hypocreales, Nectriaceae.